GCUGCUGCUGGGUGCUCGCUGGUCGCUUUGCUCUGAUCUGUCCAUCAGAGAGACGCCUUUUCGCCACAGGAUGAAAACUGUGACUUUAGAGGCUUGUUUGAAUCUGGAGGUUUCUGUGAGUCUACACGCCUGACUGAAGUAGCGGGGACAGUGAGCGUGGCUAGCUACGCUAACAAACAGAACACCACCAGAGCUAAUGCUAACAGUGUCAGCAGGCUAAAAUAAGCUAACCUGGCUAGGUGGUUACUUAGCCAGCCAGCUAGCUAGCUUGCUCGCCUGCUACCGGACUUCUGCUCUGCCCGGUCCUCACGCCCGUCCUGUGGUGCCUGCCCCGGUCAUUCGUGUUCUGGUUUCCCGGAAGACGUUUUGGAGCCGGAGCUGUGGCGGGGGAGCGUGCGGACAGGAACCCCCUGGCUGUCCAGGCGGACGGAUCGCAGUGACACGCCGAAGAGAUCAGGGUGGAACCAUGGCUGAACUCUCCACCUUAUCCCCAUCACCAUCUGCGCUGGGUGAUCCGCAUGCAGCUCCCUCCAUCCCUCCAUCCUCUGCAUCCUCUCUCCCUGUUCCCAACAACUCUGCUCUGGAGUCUCUACCGAAGUCUGCCCUCUACAAUGACAACACUCUGACUGGAAACACUUCUACAGCACUGUCGGGGAGUUCACCCGAGACUCGCCACCCACCCUUGAGUCAUCUCACAACCACUGACGAGACCCCCCUCCCAUCAUUGGUACCCGAGGUUCUUCGGAAAGAGGAAUCGACAGGGAGAGAUGUAGAAACUGGAGUUCCUAACAUUGAGCAGGAGUCUCUGUCCAGUGACCAAGUUGCUGCAGAGAUCGUGACUACUGCAACAGAGACAACAGCACUAUCGGGUCAGCCCUCAGCUCAGAGUGAAGAACAACAGGCAUCCCCCUCUCCUGAUCUUAAUCCCACUCCUAACCUUUAUCCAAAUGUGCAUGUCACCCAUGCCCCAAAUCCCAUGUUGGAUGGUGGUAACUUUACAGCAGACCGACCCCAAGCUACUGCAGAUCCCAAUCCCGCACCUGCCCCUCCAGCAUCCACCAGUACAGCAUCACCAACAGUGACAGCAACAGCCGAAGAGGAGAAUCCUCAGCCACUUCAACAAACUCAAAACCCCCAAAGUCCACCUCCCCCUCUGUCCCCAAAGCCCGACGCCCCCAAGGAAGCAGAGAAAGCAGAGCUGCCUAGCACCCAGGCCGGAGGCGAACACCCCAGCCCCACUGUCCCAUUGAUCCAUGAGCCGGCCUGCGCCCUCCCGAUGUACAACCCCAAGCCCCGCCCAGCCCCUGAUACCCUCAGCUACCUGGACUCAGCUAGCCUUAUGUCAGGGACGUUGGAGUCCCUGUCUGGGCUGGGAGAGGAUGGGAGCUCUGUUGGCUCCGACUCGGAGAUCAACGGCCUGACAGUCAAGCGCACUGAUAAAUAUGGAUUCCUGGGUGGCAAUCAGUACAGUGAUUGCAGUGAAAAGGACCUCCGAGUUGAAGUUGCCAGACAGAGGGAGAUGAAAUGGAUUGAUAUGUUCAACAACUGGGAUAAGUGGACCAAACAUCGCUUCCAGAAGGUGAAGUUGCGCUGCAGGAAGGGCAUUCCAUCCUCUCUCAGAUCCAAAGCUUGGCAGCUGCUGUCUAACAGCCAGGAUCUCUUAGACGCCAACCCAGGGAAAUUUGAGGAGCUGGAGAGAGAACAGGGUGAGGCUAAAUGGUUGGACAUUAUAGAGAAGGAUCUCCACAGACAGUUCCCCUUCCAUGAAAUGUUUGCUGCUCGGGGGGGCCAUGGCCAACAGGACCUGUACCGCAUCCUAAAAGCCUACACCAUCUAUCGGCCUGAUGAGGGAUACUGCCAGGCCCAGGCUCCCGUCGCCGCAGUGCUGCUCAUGCACAUGCCUGCUGAGCAAGCGUUUUGGUGCCUCGUACAGAUAUGUGAGAAAUAUCUCCCUGGCUACUACAGCGCGGGGCUGGAAGCGAUCCAGCUGGAUGGCGAGAUCUUCUUCUCCCUGCUACGUCGCACAUGUCCGAUGGCGUACCGUCACCUAAAGAAGUUCAAGAUCGACCCGAUCCUCUACAUGACUGAGUGGUUCAUGUGCAUCUUCUCACGCACUUUACCAUGGGCCUGUGUGCUGCGUGUAUGGGACAUGUUCUUCUGUGAAGGAGUGAAAAUAGUGUUUCGGGUGGGCUUGGUGCUACUGAAACAAAUGCUUGGCUCAGUGGAUAAACUUCGAGAGCUGCAGGGCAUGUAUGAAACCAUGGAGCGCCUGAGAAACAUUUCUCCCGAAAGUGUCAGAGAGGAAAUAAUAGUGCAGGAGAUUGUUAUACUCCCAGUGACGGAGGCGCUCAUCGAGAGGGAGUGCAACAUCCAGGUGAGGAAGUGGAGGGAGUCCAGGGGGGAGCUGACACACCAGCCGGGCCGCCGGCUCCAUGGUACGAGAGCCAUCUAUGAGUUCAAACGACGCGCUGCCUCCAUCAGCUCCGGUGGCAGCUUCUCUUUCCUUGGAAGCUCGAUCCCUCCACCAGGACCACUCAGGGCCUCAUCCAGCCUCCUCUCACUGCCGGGCUUCCGCAGGUCUCGGGCUCCUUUCCUAUCCCAAAGCAAGAAGGGCUCAUUCUCAGGGCCCUCAGGAAUGGACGGCCUGCCGCCUCAGUCGCCACCUGUAGUAACAUCAAGCCCGAGUCGAGGCCCCAACCACAAACCCCCCAUUCCUCCAGGGGCAGGUCAGAGGGCAGUCCCACCCCACAUUCAGAGCCCCUUGGUCGUGAGUGCAGCUGGCCCAUCACGUGAGCCUGCUCAGCCCUCAGAAGGCUCCUUAGCACAAGGCCAACCUGCAGCUUCAGCCCCAGUACAGAGCACACCACCACCUCCACCCACUACUCUAUCCCCCUCCCCGAAGAUCGUCUCAGAGCAAAUUACUCCCACUCUCCCUUCACCUACUGCAAACAACUCCCCUCUGUCCCUAUGUCCAGAGUCAAAAAAAGAAGCGGUGGCAGUGGCUGACGCCACAACCGGAGAGGAAGAGGGAAAGAAGAAGAAGAAAAGCAAAGAAAACACCAAGAAAAAGGAAAAGGAAGAUGAGAAGAAAAAAAUGAAGGAAAAGAAGGAAAAGGAUAAGGCUGAGAAAGAGAGGCUCAGGAGGGAGAAGGAGAGGCUAGAAAAAGAGAAGAAGAAAGGAGGAAAGAAAAAGGACAAAGGGGGAGGAGAGGCUGAAGACAAAAAUGGAGCCGCAGCAGCGAAAGAUUCGGCCUAGUUUCCCACCCCGUCAUUCCAGGAUUAUGAAAAGGGACACAGAACAAAAAGAGAGGUCAGGGUAACAAAGACCCCCCAGAAACGGAAAGAGUGAUAGAUUAACAAAAAUGGGAUGGCUUCCUGUACAAAGCAUAAUUUCAGACUCAAUGUAGUCGCAGGACUAUGGGGGAGCAAACUGGAUCAUGGUUUUAAUAGCACCUCGGGGAGCUUUGGCCCCCUCACUCAAUGGUUUCUUUUUCAUCGAUUUUUAUGAAGAUGGGACAAAUUUCCUCUUUCAACUGGAGCACGGGCUGUGAGUCUGAAUCAUUGUUCAAAGGAUCAGUCAUUUUCUCUCUUAGUUUUUUAAAAAUUAUUUUCAUUUCAUUUUUUCUUUUAAUCCGAUUGAUGGCAGUGGUUUGAGAAACAUCGACUCGAGGGUUUGUUUAAUGUUUGCAGAAAUCGUUAUUGGUGCCAUAGAGUAUGUAAAUAACAAGUCUACCUACAGUAAAUAGGAUGUUGUUAGCACUCCGUACACCCGUCUGUUCUCAUCUGUGGACAGGUUAUCUGCUGACUGGGAAAAAGAAGAAGAAGAAAUCCCUUGGAAGUUGUCUCAAAUGCAGGCACUGAAAACAGAAAUGCUAGUUAUGUUGUUGAGGAUGUAUUUAUUGUCAUGUUAAAUGUUGUGAGUGAGUGUGUGCCUUAGUAGUAUAGUGAAAAGUGUUACUGUUCUUUGUGUGGCCUCCCUUUUUUCAGUCUCCCUCCGCCUGCUUUUUUUUUUGUCAUCAUUGAAUCCUCUGUGUGGUUCUUCCCUCCAGUCUGGAUUCAAUCUGACAGAGAGAAAAAGAGGGAGAAAGUUUAAAAGUACAACCAGACACCAGGUAGUGGUGGCCAUUUUUAAUAUUACAUUUUUAGUUUGCUUUUGUCAAUGACAAAACACACAGGGAGAUUCAUCGAUUUUAUUGCCACCCCCCGUUUAACAUUUCUCCUUUCUGAGUUUCUGAAUCACGGCGAAAAAGCAGGUUCAACUCUAUCAAAAGGAAAAAACUUCAAACACUCAGCCAUGUCUUUGAAAUUAGUAUUAUUUUGCUUUCAACAAACAGAAUCGUUUAUGCAUUUAUUUUAGCCAAAUUUCAGAAUGGGGAUAAGAACUCAAGUUCAUCAACUCAUCAUUAGAAUGUGAUUUUGAGUGUUUUAAGAGAAUGAAGGAUGAUUUUUGCACUUGUGAUUUUGUCACAAAGCACCACUUAAGUUGUCCACUCCGUUACCGUAGUGAGGUAGAAGAGUCUCCACGGGCCAGUUUCACAGUUUGAAAUCUGUGCCUGGAGGACCUACUAUAGGAAGCCACUUGACUGGAACUGCCAGGUGUGCCAAUGUAGCAUUAACCUCUGACCUUUGACCUUCGGGCUCUGAUGUAUUUAUGUAUAAAGUGGUUAAUUUAAUCAAAUAUAGUAUAUUAUGAAUUAUUAUUAUUAUUAUUUUGGAUCUGAGUAUUUUUCUAUGCUUGUAGAGACACCUGGAUGACUGGAACGAUGGCAGACUACACCGUGUAGUUGCAGGAGGAUCAUUUAAAGUGUUUGUUUUUCAACUCCCCUUUACUUUAUUUGCACGUUGAGUCCUCUGCUUUCUACACAACCUUUUUCGAUGCAUGUCUUUUUGCUAUUGUUUACUGUUGGUUCAGUCAACUUAGCUUCACGAGUCUCCGGUUUACUGAAGUGCAGUAUUAAAACAAACGUGGGGGGCAAAAAACAGGGCCUCCGGUCGAACAAAUGAUGAACCGAGUGACACAGACAGAUCACUUGGGAGUCGAAGGUCUUAAUGUAAAAUAUACUCCGAGGUGAAUUUUGAGCUUUGAAUCGUUCUUUAAUUGGAGAUCUUAAGUCUGUCUGUCUCACCGCGUUGUGUUGUACCAUUCAUAAUGAUGUAUGGACUAAAUCCCUAACCUAUUUACACUCAGUGUCCUGUACUGUAACAUAUUUAUGCAUUCAUGAAACGGCACUGAACCCCAUCAGUAUAUGAAGAACAGUGCCAGCUAGUUAUUGUAAAAUCAUUUGAAGGCAAAAAAACAACACAUUGAUGCUCUUUAACUGUGCUGUUUUCGUAGUUAAGGAUUAGAGGGACGUUUGUGUACUUGUCGCCAACAUGUCCUCCACUGUUUUUCACUUCAGGUCAUCACGCGGCUUUCAUGUGAAGAUAUUAAUAUCCCAGACACCCUCCUCUUUUCUUUUCCUUUUUCUUUUUGACGCCAGUGCAUUUAGAGGCACAGAUUAGCGUAGUGUUAGUGAGGAUAACCUGAACACAUCUAUGCAAACCUUACUCCAUCAUGUCUGUUGAUAGCGUGUAGCGACAGCAGCACUGAUUUUCCCGUCUGUUUCAGAUACUCUGAUGUACGCCAUGGAAAAAUGGAUUUUGUUCCUCAGUAGGUGUUUUUAUUAGCACACGUUCAGGCCCGUGGACUUCAAUAUUUCUAGAGCAAUACAUCCUCGCAGCUCGUCUUUUAACGAUCGCAUCAUUUCUCUGUGUUCAGAGGGCUCGAGGCGUCGCACUGAUCAAAUUAAUCUCUCGCGAUCUUGUGAUUUCCUUCUCGUGGAAUCAGCACUUGGCUCUGCAUUAUUGAGGACAAAUCAAUCAAAUCCAUUUCCAUCAGGUGUCCUUGACCCUGAAAUCAUCAUCCUCGAUUACAUUUGAUUAGGAAUGAACCUACUGAUGCAAAUAUUGAAAGAAGCAUUUCAGCCGUUUUGUUUUUCUCCCCAUGUCGUUGUGUUUUUAAGUUUACAUGUCACUCUCUGGCGAAAGUGAAAUAAAAUCAUAGCUAAUUGAAUUCAUUCCUUCAGAUCUACAACUGAUGUAUUUAAUUGAUGAUGAUAAUGACAUUUGUGAUGAGUA
Messenger RNA from Limanda limanda (common dab), 6117 nucleotides. RefSeq names its product TBC1 domain family member 10B-like. Lineage: Eukaryota; Metazoa; Chordata; Actinopteri; Pleuronectiformes; Pleuronectidae. The transcript has 10 exons. Bases 467 to 3256 code for a protein of 929 amino acids. The record is from RefSeq and is a predicted model, not a curated record.